AUGUAUGAACGUCUGGAUCAGGUAGGUCAAGAAAGUUCUGCGGGAUUCAACAACGCAGGAACGGGACACUCUGGCUUUAUGGAAAUGAACUAUACCCCUGAGAAAGACGGUAAAGUUGAUAUUAAAAAAGCCAUUGAUACUGCUUCACAAUUUGAAACAAUCCAGCUGUUACAUCACAACAUACUGCAAAAGUCUAUGUAUGUAUUGUUUGGUCCAUUCGCAACCUAUUCAAACAAGUUCCUAAAAAAUGGUUCUCAGUUUGAUUUGAUUGAUGCGACCAACAAAAACAAUGUGAUUCCGAUGGCAACCAUUGGAAUGGAAAAUCUGGACUUGGUGAAAUAUUUAGUCAGCCAAGUGGCGAUGUCUAAGCAAGAUCAGUUCAAUGAAUUGAAAAAGUAUUAUCCAGAUGCAAAAAUUGAAGACUGGACUUUAAGCCAAGCUGGCCAACGUGUUCAAAUCAUCAAAAAAGCACCGGGUAAACCUGCAACACUUCAAUUCGGUACUGAGAUCUUCACCUCUAAAGAUGGUUCAAUCACAGGCCUUCUUGGUGCUUCUCCUGGUGCAUCAACCUCUCCAUACAUUAUGCUGAGCUUGAUGGAAAAAGCAUUCCCUGAGCAAGUGAAAGGUAAAUGGAAUCCAAAAUUGCAUGAGAUUGUGAAGUCUUAUCAACAGGAUCUAAAUACCAACCCUGCUCUGCUUGAUCAACUGCAAAUGAUGCGACAGCCGCUGCUGCACCUGCUGUAG
This is a messenger RNA of Oppiella nova, 744 nucleotides long. Lineage: Eukaryota; Metazoa; Arthropoda; Arachnida; Sarcoptiformes; Oppiidae. The record is from the annotation of a GenBank genome assembly.